Molecule: messenger RNA, 1232 nt
Organism: Sardina pilchardus (European sardine)
Lineage: Eukaryota; Metazoa; Chordata; Actinopteri; Clupeiformes; Clupeidae
Product: membrane-spanning 4-domains subfamily A member 4A-like
Exons: 6
Coding region: 1-663 (220 amino acids)
Cellular component (GO): membrane
Source: RefSeq, a predicted model, not a curated record
AUGACUGACAAUGGUCAAGUAAUUUUGAACCAGUUCAAAGAAAAUGAUGCCGAAGGUGUUCAUGAAGCUCCUUUGCUUCAAACGUUCCUUAGAGGGCAUCCGAAAACCCUGGGGACAGUUCAAAUUUUGGUUGGUGGAGUGAUGCUCAUGUUUGGUGUGGUGAUGACAAUACUCAUUCAUGCAAUGUCUGCCCGCUCUGGUAUCCUCUUCUGGGGUGGCCUGAUGUUUGUAAAUGCAGGAGCACUCUCCAUAGCAACUGAUAGAAAGCUCACUGUGCGUUUGGUCAAAGCCACAUUUGGAGUAAAUAUCUUCUGCUCCAUAAUUGCACUGAUUGGCAUUGUUCUUCAUUCUUUGGAUUUGGCAAUGUUUUCCUAUUUGAUCAAAUCAAGUAAAGAGUCAUUCAAAUGUGUUCAGCCAUGGAUACUGUAUCUGGGCAGGUCAGUAGGAAUCUCAGCAGUCAUGCUCACUCUGUCCCUGCUAGAGCUCAUCAUUGGCAUCUAUCUCUGUGUGUUUGCCUACAAAGCCACUUUUUCUUACCGCUUCCAUCCAAAGGUUGAGUUUGUUCCAGAUGCACGAGGUCUGAACAUUUCAACUGCUGAAAAUUCAACUCAAGGUCAAGGUCCACUGAUAAUGGCCAAUGACAAUCCCCAAGAAGAGAAUUGAGCGCAGAAUUACUUCAACACUUAUCUGCGGUUUCAUUUAUUUAUUUAACUUUUUUUAUUUGUCAAAUUGAAAUGUCAAUAACAGCUUUAUUAUUUUUGAUGAAGUAUCCUGGAUUUGAUUGUUUGUUCUACUACCAUGAUGCAGCACCAGAGCAUCAUAUCAAGAUAGGUCUCUCUUAGUCCUUGAUACUGGAACCCUAUAACCUGUGGUAUCAUUUGUGCACUCUGAUUAAUGUGGGGUUUGCUUUGUUUUGACAUGACAUAAGGCAUACACCGUGUAAUAUAAUUUCUGACGUACAUAGAUGUAACUUGUUAACUGUAAGUUUAAUGCAACCUAUUGGUCUUAAUGUUAUGCUACUGUAUUCUUUCCACAUUAAUCCACUAUUCUCAUUUUUUCACAAGACAUGACAUGUAAUUUUUAGAAUUCUAACUUGUAUUUCAAUAGCUGUAAAAUGCCUUUGUUUGCAAAAUAUAUAGCGCAUAACUGUUUAUUGACUAUGGAAAACCUAGAAGAGCAGCCUACUGAGAUUGAGGUGAUUAAAAAACAAUACUUACACACAUGGUUACAGG